GAAGUGUUUGACAUGAAGUAUGAGGGACAGACAACUGUGAUCCAGCAGCUGGAACAGACCAUUGAGGAUCUGAGGACCAGAAUAGCUGAACUAGAGAAGCAAGACCCUGCCGUGACUAUGGAGCCAGCUCGUGGCAGACAUAGGGUUGAGAGUGGAGUGACACCCUCAGAAGAUGUCUGUCUUGACACUUUCAGGGUAGGAGAAAAGGAUGUGCAGUGUCAAAGAACUUUACAGGCAAAAUCCAUUCAGACUUCCCCGACUGAAGACGGUGGGAUUCCGACACUACCUUCUGUGAACGGGCUCUCAGAAGGUCCUCUGUGCCCACCCGGGACUGAGAGUGGAGAGGCAGCUGUUCCAUCCUCACCUUCUGGGCUUCAGACAAAAUUCUGUUCAGAAAUUUCUUUGAUUGUGUCUCCAAGGCGAAUAUCAGUACAGCUCGACACCCAUCAGUCCAUACAGAGUAUAUCACAGCCUCCACCGUCUCCAUGCCUUCUGUGGUCAGGUGGUCAAGGACAGACUGGGUGUGGUCAAGGACAGACUGGGUCACAGCUGUCCCAUCCUUCUCUUCACACUGAGUUUGAAACCAGCCAUGAGCACUCUGUUUUCUCCUCCUCUGAAAACAGCUGUAAUAUCCCACCCCCACCACCUUUGCCUUGUACAGAGUCUUCCAGCUCUAUGCCUGUCCUGGACAGGGUGAUCCCCCUACCUCCCCCUGCCCCUGUCAUGACAGUGCCUGCUCUGCCCAGUACUUCAAUUCCCCCACCUCUUCAGGGUACAGAAAUGCUGCCACCUUUUCCCUUUGCCCUAGCCAGAGUGGAAAUACCUCCUCCCCCCACUCUUCCUGGAGUGGGAAUCCCCCCUCCCCCUCCUCUGCCUGGUGCCAGGAUUCCCCCACCUCCUCCUUUGCCAGGUAUGGGGAUUCCACCUGCUCCAGCUCCUCCUCCCCAUCCACCUGGAACAGGAAUCCUCCCACCCCCGCCACCUCUGCUUCCUGGAUCAGGCCUUCCACUUCCCUCUCAAGUUGGGAGUAGCACUUUACCAGCACGACAAGUGUGUGGAUUCCUUCCUCCUCCAUUGCCAGCUGGCUUGUUCGGGUUAGGGAUGAAUCAGGACAAAGGGUGUAGGAAGCAGCCGAUAGAGCCUUGUCGGCCAAUGAAGCCUCUUUGUUGGACAAGAAUUCAACUCCACAGUAAAAGAGACUCCAGUUCUUCACUUAUUUGGGAAAAAAUUGAAGAGCCAUCCAUAGAUUGUCAUGAAUUUGAGGAAUUAUUUUCUAAAACUGCUGUAAAGGAGAGAAAGAAACCUAUUUCUGACACCAUCUCAAAGACGAAGGCUAAACAAAAGGAUUGGGCAUUCUGGCAUAUAAAGAAAAUGAAAAAGACAGCUGGCACUGAAAGAAAGCAAGCCGAGAUACUGGGUACCGAUCAAGCUUUAUUAAAGGAAAAGAAUCUGCUUGGCUGCACCCGAAGUGGACAGCAGCCAAGGGCUGCCCUCAAAAUGGAGGACAGCACGAGGUGUGGAGGGUAA
Molecule: messenger RNA, 1527 nt
Organism: Galeopterus variegatus (Sunda flying lemur)
Lineage: Eukaryota; Metazoa; Chordata; Mammalia; Dermoptera; Cynocephalidae
Product: formin-2-like
Exons: 4
Biological process (GO): intracellular transport
Cellular component (GO): endoplasmic reticulum membrane; cytoplasm; nucleus
Source: RefSeq, a predicted model, not a curated record